Messenger RNA from Tachyglossus aculeatus (Australian echidna), 378 nucleotides. RefSeq names its product histone H2B type 1-P-like. Bases 1 to 378 code for a protein of 125 amino acids. Lineage: Eukaryota; Metazoa; Chordata; Mammalia; Monotremata; Tachyglossidae. The record is from RefSeq and is a predicted model, not a curated record. The transcript has a single exon. Gene Ontology annotation, molecular function: protein heterodimerization activity; structural constituent of chromatin; DNA binding. Gene Ontology annotation, cellular component: nucleosome.
AUGUCUGAAACAGUCGAGUCCGUGCCAGUGCCCACAGACGGCUCUUGGAAGGUGGUGGCCAAGGAUCUGAAGGCUCGCAAGAAGCGGAAGCACAGCCGCCGGGAGAACUACUCCAUCUACGUGUACAAGGUGCUGAAGCAGGUCCACCCGCUCACCAGCAUCUCGACCAAGGCCAUGGGAAUCAUGGACUCAUUUAUCAACGACAUCUUCGAGCGCAUCGCCAGCGAGGCCUCCCGCCUGGCGCGCUGUAACAAGCGCUCGACCAUCACAUCCCGGGAGAUCCAGACAGCCGUGCUGCUGACGCUUCCCGGGGAGCUGGCCAGGCAUGCGGUGUCCGAGGGCACCAAGGCCAUCACCAAAUACACCACCGCGAAAUGA